AUGGCGAGAGUUCAAACCUUGAAGAUUGAGUUUAAUGUUCUUUGGAUGAAGGAAACCGAGACGAUCGAUGAGUUCGCAGGAAAAAUCAGCGGAUUAGCAAGCAAGUUCACCACCCUCGGGGUUGCACUUGAGGAUUCAUCAUUGGUCAAGAAGCUCCUCGAUUCCGUCCCCGACAAAUAUCUUCCCUUUGUCGCCGGAAUCGAGCAAUUCCAAGAUCUCGAAACCAUGUCGUUUGAAGAAGCAAUUGGACGGAUGAAGGCGUACAAGGAACGAACAACACGACUCCGAGAAAACAAUAACAACACCGAUAGACAACUCCUACUUACCCAUGCAGAAUGGAAAGCUAGACAAAAAGGACAUAGUGGUGACAACUCCUCAAUGAACAAAGGGCGCGGAUUUAGUGGUACCGAUCGAGGAAGAUGGCGAGGACGUGGUCGUGGCACUGAGCGUCAAAAUAGUGCGGGAGGCACUACCAACACUGGAAAUGGCACUCGUGAUAAAAGUCAUAUUAAGUGUUUCACUUGCAACAAGAUGGGACAUUACGCGUCGGAAUGUUGUGGAAAAGGUCGUGACGACGAAGCUCAUCUAACUUGUGUCGUCGAAGAAGAACCGUCUUUGAUGAUGGCCAUGUCCCAGGAGGGGACACGCACUAGAUGUGAUCAGGAGGAUGCCAUAUUACUCAGCAAAGAGCGGUUGUUGCCAGAGAUGUAUUGCAAUGACAAUAAUGGAGAAAAUAAUGAUGUUUGGUAUCUUGACAACGGUGCUAGUAACCACAUAACUGGUCAUCGUGAGAAGUUCCAAGAAUUAGAUGAAAGCUUCACUGGCAGGGUGAAGUUUGGCGAUGGAUCAACCAUUCAGAUUCAUGGAAAAAAGAACAGUCAUGUUCGAGUGCAAGAACGGUGA
Cucumis sativus (cucumber) is the source of this 903-nucleotide messenger RNA. RefSeq lists its product as uncharacterized. Lineage: Eukaryota; Viridiplantae; Streptophyta; Magnoliopsida; Cucurbitales; Cucurbitaceae. The coding region runs from base 1 to 903 and encodes 300 amino acids. Gene Ontology annotation, molecular function: nucleic acid binding; zinc ion binding. The record is from RefSeq and is a predicted model, not a curated record. The transcript has a single exon.